Messenger RNA from Peromyscus maniculatus bairdii (prairie deer mouse), 2640 nucleotides. Lineage: Eukaryota; Metazoa; Chordata; Mammalia; Rodentia; Cricetidae. The record is from RefSeq and is a predicted model, not a curated record.
CCCCGGGGCUCCUAGAGAGGAAGAAGAAACGGGAAGAAUAAAAGAUUGCUGGGACAACCAGGAUGUUCCUGCACUGUCUACGUGUAGCAAUGCCAGUAUCUUUCGAAGGAUAAAUGCCACUUUGGAUGAUUCAUUGGACUUCAGUAAAGUCUGCACAACACCCAUAAAUCGAGGAAUUCAUGAUCAUUUGCCAGACUUCCAGGACUCUGAAGAAACAGUUACAAGCAGGAUGCUUUUCCCCACCUCUGCGCAAGAAUCUCCCCGUGGCCUCCCAGAUGCAAAUGGCUUGUGCCUUGGCCUGCAAUCACUCAGACUGACUGGCUGGGACCGACCCUGGAGCACUCAGGACUCAGACUCCUCAGCCCAGAGCAGCACACAGUCGGUAUUAAGCAUGCUCCAAAAUCCACUGGGAAAUGUCCUAGGACAAACCCCCUUGAGCUUCCUGUCUCUGGAUCCCCUUGGGUCUGACUUGGACAAGUUCCCAGCACCCUCAGUUAGAGGAUCUCGCCUGGACACUCGGCCCAUCCUGGACUCCCGUUCUAGCAGCCCCUCUGACUCAGACACGAGUGGCUUCAGCUCUGGAUCAGAUCAUCUCUCAGAUUUGAUUUCAAGCCUUCGAAUUUCCCCUCCUCUGCCCUUCCUUUCUAUGACGGGAAAUGGGCCCAGAGACCCUCUAAAGAUGGGCGUUGGGUCCCGAAUGGACCAAGAACAAGCUGCUCUGGCUGCAGUUACUCCCUCUCCAACCAGUGCUUCAAAGAGAUGGCCAGGAGCUUCUGUGUGGCCAUCCUGGGACCUUCUUGAAGCUCCUAAAGACCCUUUCAGCAUAGAGAGAGAAGCUAGACUACACCGGCAGGCAGCAGCUGUAAAUGAAGCUACUUGUACCUGGAGUGGCCAGCUUCCUCCACGAAACUAUAAGAACCCCAUCUAUUCAUGCAAGGUGUUCUUGGGAGGUGUUCCUUGGGAUAUUACGGAAGCUGGAUUGGUUAACACCUUCCGUGUUUUUGGCUCUCUGAGUGUGGAGUGGCCUGGUAAGGAUGGCAAGCACCCUCGGUGUCCUCCCAAAGGGUAUGUGUAUUUGGUGUUUGAACUAGAGAAGUCUGUCCGGGCCUUGCUUCAGGCUUGUUCUCACGACCCGAUGAGCCCAGAUGGCCUGAGUGAAUAUUAUUUCAAGAUGUCCAGCCGAAGGAUGCGCUGCAAAGAGGUGCAGGUAAUCCCUUGGGUCUUGGCUGACAGCAACUUUGUCUGGAGCCCAUCUCAGAGGCUGGAUCCAAGCAGGACGGUGUUUGUUGGUGCCUUGCACGGGAUGCUCAAUGCUGAGGCUCUGGCUGCCAUCUUGAAUGACCUAUUUGGUGGAGUGGUGUAUGCUGGGAUUGACACAGAUAAGCACAAGUACCCCAUUGGGUCUGGUCGUGUGACUUUCAAUAACCAACGUAGUUACCUGAAAGCAGUCAGCGCUGCUUUUGUGGAGAUCAAAACCACCAAGUUUACCAAGAAGGUUCAGAUUGACCCCUAUCUAGAAGAUUCUCUGUGUCUUAUCUGCAGUUCACAGCCUGGCCCUUUCUUCUGUCGAGAUCAGGUUUGCUUCAAGUAUUUUUGCCGAAGCUGCUGGCACUGGCGACACAGCAUGGAAGGCCUGCGCCACCACAGCCCCCUGAUGAGGAACCAGAAAAACUGAGAUGCCAGCUAGAGAAGCUGGCCUUGCCCAGUGGCCUGUAUUGCCCAAGGCUGGCAAAUCAGGCCUGUACCCUGCACUGGCGCCCAAGGAGCUAGCUUUCUGCAGACAAGGGAAACUUGUAGUCACCUUUGUACUUGCUAAAUCUGUCUUUGUUUCUGCACUAAUUAAUGCACAAUGAGUUUUGUGAGGUUUUGUGUUCAGGGGGUGUGCCAGAGCAAGGACCCUCAGGCUCACCCUCAAGCAAAUGUAGUUUUCCCAGAUUCUAGUUCCUCAUUUUGCAAAUGAAAAGAAAAACAACAACAAACUGUGUGUCCAGGAGGUAUUGACAGAUGCCUACACCUAAGUUUAUUUAUUAAAGCGCUUUCUACAUUCCUCGCAAUACUGGCGGUGGUGAUGCGCAGGUCUCAUCCGUUCAUUCUUGCAGUUGCCAUACAGUGCCUUUCCUUUGUUUAACCCCCACCUGAACGGCAUAAACUGAGUGUUCAGCUGGUGUUUUUUACUGUAAACAAACAAGGAGACUUUGCUCUUCAUUUAAACCAAAUCAUAUUUCAUAGUUUACGCUCGAGGGUUUUUACUGGUUCCUUUUUACACUCCUUAAAACAGUUUUUAAGUCAUUUGGAACAAUAGAUUUUUUUCUUUUCUGGCAGCUUUUAACAUUAUAGCAAAUUUGUGUCUGGGGGACUGCUGGUCACAGUUGCAAAUCAAAGCAUUUGUAACCAAGGGAAAAUUAUUUUAUUUAAAACUGGACCGGAGGGAAAAAAUUACGUCUGAGCAGCUGCUGUAUAUAGUUUUAAAUAGUUUGUCGCACCUUCUUACAUUGCACUUAUGUGGGGUGGGAAGGGUUGAUAGAAGUUUUUAAUCACAGUCACAGGACUUUUUCUUUUGUAACUGAGCUUAAAAAUUAAAAAAAAAAAAAAGGGCUGCUUUUUGGUGGGGGCAGUUGAAGGCUCACAGGAGCCCUUUCU